CAUUGAUUUCAGUUUGCUAUACCCAAACAUGCAAAACUUGCUUUUUCUCAAUGGGAUAACUUUAAAUCAAAGAUUUUCGGUUAUUAUAUGGAAAACAUAACAAAUGAGUACUGCAAGAAGCUGCUAACUCAAAUUUGCGAGACUUCCCACGUUGACACGAAGGAUUAUCUUUACACAAUUCUUCUCAAUGCUGUCCUUCCAACGACUUGUCGUUUUUCGGAUCAUAUGGGAAAAAAAAUCAGGAAGGAAACAAUUUCGGAUUGUCAGGAGAGCAUGGUCCUCAAAUUAACCAAUCUGAACAACUACCAGACUAAAAUCAAUACGAUGAUAAGCAAAUACUACAACGCAGGAAUGAAGUUGCAGCCACUUUUAAUAGUGGAAGGAUUGGAGGAUUCGGACAUAAAAUCAUUUUAUGUUUAUUUUGAAAAACGAUUGGUAAAGUUUUCUUCAUUCUUAGAAAGUUUUACUAUGUGCUUCAAACUUUUCCAAGUGGAAAAAUUUUUUUUUAACCUUGACAUAAUCUAAGAUUCAAAAUCCUCAUCUCUUGCUUUGCUACUGAACUUUUUAAAAUCAUCUUUAUCUGUAUUAUUAUUACAACCUUUUUCGACUUAUCAAAAUAAAGCCAAAAUGUUUGUUUGCUUUAAAUGUUUCAAUUCUUUCGAUACUCCUCGAGAUUUGGUGAGCCAUUUCCGAAAAGUGCAUUGCUUAAAUAAAACCGCUUCAGUUCGUUGUAACUGUCAUCAAAUUUUUACAAGCCCCUAUACCUUUGGAACUUUGAACAUUUUUGAACAGCAACCAACUGUGAUUGAACCGGCUUCCAUUUCUUCUGAGUCUUUCUUUUGAAAAUUUUGUUGAAGUCGACAAUGAAAUUAUUUUUUGCUUCUCAUCGGGCGGAUAUGAUGAUAUUGUUAGCAACAUUAGUUCUACAGCUUCCCUUAAUAAUUUGGUUGACUUAAAAACCAAAGCUCUUUUGCUAUCAAUGGAAAUGUCUGACUUAAACUCGAUGCCCCGAAAACAUGUAUCUAAAUCACAAAAUAUGAUUUUAACCAUUUUA
Molecule: messenger RNA, 1054 nt
Organism: Drosophila suzukii
Lineage: Eukaryota; Metazoa; Arthropoda; Insecta; Diptera; Drosophilidae
Source: RefSeq, a predicted model, not a curated record